UCAUGGGUGUGGCUGUGUACUAAUUUUGUAGGAAGCAUAUUAGAUUGUUUCAUGUCACCGUUUUUAUAGACGAUAUCCCAAAUUACCUGUAAUAAUUGAUGGACAUGGAUUACACAGCAACCCAAAGUGGGUUCAGACAGCGUAAGUUACGUACGUUGAUCAAAGUAUUGAUCCCAAAAUGAGGAUGAGGAACACGUCAAUGGACGGGACUGACCCCAGCCAGCUGUUUGACGACACCAGUGCAGCGCCGGGGGUGCAGCCCGCUGGUUUCCCGGGCCAGGGUGUUGGGGCGAUAGGCUACCCCGGCCAGACCCUCCUCUCAGACCCCAUGUCCAACUUGGCCAUGGCCUACGGGAGCAGCCUGGCCAGCCAGGGCAAAGACUUGGUAGACAAAAAUCUGGAUCGUUUCCUCCCCAUCUCCAAGCUGAAGUAUUACUUUGCUGUGGACACAGUUUACGUGGGCAAGAAACUCGGCCUGCUAGUCUUCCCCUACAUGCACCAGAACUGGGAAGUGAACUACCAACAGGACACCCCAGUGGCUCCACGCUUUGAUAUCAACGCUCCUGACUUGUACAUUCCAGCAAUGGGUUUUAUCACAUACAUCCUGGUGGCUGGGUUAGCACUCGGAACACAGAACAGGUUUACCCCUGAGAUCCUGGGCAUGCAGGCUAGCUCGGCCCUGGUGUGGCUCAUCAUGGAGGUGCUGGCUGUCCUCCUCAGUCUCUACCUGGUCACAGUCAACACAGACCUCACCACCAUCGACCUUGUGGCCUUCUCCGGAUACAAAUAUGUGGGGAUGAUUGUAGGGGUCGGGGCAGGGUUACUAUUUGGUCGAACGGGGUAUUACCUAACGCUGCUGUGGUGCUGUAUAUCCAUCUUCGUCUUCAUGAUCCGCACGUUGAGACUAAAGCUCCUGUCUGAUGCAGCAGCCCAAGGCGUGUUGGUCCACGGGGCCAGGAACCAGCUGAGGAUGUACCUGACCAUGUCCAUCGCAGCCGCCCAGCCCAUAUUCAUGUACUGGUUGACCUAUCACCUGGUCAGGUAAGACCACGAGCUGACCAGGAGUGUUUCAUCUGACAUGACACUACCUCUCUAUGGAAAGAUAAGACGGUUCACUGACCAUCACCUCUCCCCACCAUUUGCUGCGGAGGUGCGGCGGAGGUGCGGGACACUUGCACGGAUCAAUAAAAACACACAAAUGGCAUUGUAGAAUCAGCAUUGCCAAGUCUCACAGUACAAGUGGAACAGUAGUGUUGACCUGUUGACCUAUAGUUUUUUAUGUAAUUGUCUAAAAAGGAUAAUUGAGUGCCUUGUCAUGUUUUGUAUACUGUAAUUAGUUAGUUAAUUAUGUUUUCUAAACAUUUGUGAACAUAUGGUUGUAUAUUUUGCAAUCUAGCUUGGGUCCUCAAUCUCAAAAGCUUUGACUAAGCCAAGGAUGGAAGAACAGUUAAGGCUAAUUUAUAGCCUACAUAAGUAUGCAACGCAAUAACGCAAUUAGCUACACAAAAUGGCUGUCCUGCAGAAUUGCAUUGCAGAAUUUGCCAUUUCGCGUGGCUAAUUGCGUUCUUGCAUUACAUACUUACGUUGACUAAAAGGCUUUAGCAUAAUUUGCCUGUUCCGUCCAGUGAACACAAAAAAAGCACUCUCAAUGUCCUUUAUUCAUAGGAUGAUGUAUUUAAACAGAUUUGUGGAUGUGUGUUUGUAAAUAGGAAAAAUGCUUUUUGUACAUGUCUGAUCUCUUGGUGACACAAACUGAAGCCCAAACAAAGGCUUUCUAUCAUGUAACAAAGUCAGUAAAUAAUCUUAAAUUACAGCUGAUGCUUUUUUUUAAACAAGCUUGACAAAAAUACAUGAGCAUAUGACAAUGUAAUUGAUAUUCAUGUUUCAAACUGGAAAAGGAAAUAUACAACGGUUUAGAUGUUACAAUUACUAGCUUCCAUUUGAAAUGUAGGCUAAAAUGGUGUUGCUUUGCCAUGCUUUAAUUGCUUUUAUGAAUAAUUGAUAUACAGAAAUGGAAUAACAUGGAUCCUCUUAUGCUCUACAACCUGAUAAAUAAACUGAAACUGGAGUACA
Molecule: messenger RNA, 2073 nt
Organism: Coregonus clupeaformis (lake whitefish)
Lineage: Eukaryota; Metazoa; Chordata; Actinopteri; Salmoniformes; Salmonidae
Product: protein YIF1B-like
Exons: 8
Coding region: 179-1045 (288 amino acids)
Biological process (GO): endoplasmic reticulum to Golgi vesicle-mediated transport
Cellular component (GO): endoplasmic reticulum-Golgi intermediate compartment; Golgi membrane; COPII-coated ER to Golgi transport vesicle
Source: RefSeq, a predicted model, not a curated record